Messenger RNA from Polyodon spathula (Mississippi paddlefish), 1497 nucleotides. Its product is annotated as glutamine amidotransferase-like class 1 domain-containing protein 3A, mitochondrial. The transcript is spliced from 5 exons. Lineage: Eukaryota; Metazoa; Chordata; Actinopteri; Acipenseriformes; Polyodontidae. The record is from RefSeq and is a predicted model, not a curated record. The coding region runs from base 128 to 802 and encodes 224 amino acids.
GCAGACUAGCCUUGCAGAUUCUAAAAGCAGGAAAUAACAUCUUAAAACCUGUCUGCCAAACAUCACUGUCUCUAUACAAGCCAUUCAACAGAGGAAAGUGAAAGUUACCGAAAGGGCUCUGGUUGCCAUGGCAAAGUGUGUAGCUGUGAUCCUGUCUGGCUGUGGGGUGUACGAUGGGAGUGAGAUCCAUGAAUCCUCGGCAGUCCUUGUCCACCUCAGUAGAGCGGAGGCGAAGGUGAACAUCUAUGCCCCUGAUGUGGAUCAGAUGCACGUGGUGAACCACAUAAAGGGGGAGCCGACAGAGGAGUCGCGUAACGUGUUGACAGAGAGCGCCCGUAUCGCCCGCGGAAACAUCCAGGACCUGGCCACACUGAAACUCGCCGACAACGAUGCUCUCAUCAUCCCUGGUGGGUUCGGUGUAGCCAAAAACCUGAGCACAUGGGCGACGCAGGGGAAGGAUUGCGAGUUGAACCCGGCUGUGGAGAAAGCCAUCAAGGAUUUCCACAAAGCUGGCAAACCCCUGGGGCUGUGCUGCAUCUCCCCUGUCCUGGCAGCCAAGAUCCUGCCUGGCUGUGAGCUCACUGUGGGCCAUGACAUGGAGUGUGAAAUGUGGCCCUAUGCAAAGACAGCUGACACGAUGAAGGAACUUGGCUGCAAACACAUCAACAAACAAGUAGGAGAGGCUCAUGUGGACACCAAAAACAAGCUAGUGACCACAAGCGCUUUCAUGUGCAACGCCCCAGUGCAUGAGGUCUUCGAUGGGGUCGGGGUCAUGGUCAAAUUGGUGCUUGAACUGGCCUAACUGGACCAACGGGGUCAGUGGGUGACCAGAGAUUACAGAGAAAGAAAUACCAUGGAAUGAUCCUGUAGUGAAAAUGCAAUUGUUGGUUUGUUUAAAUGUGUUAAUGGAAUCAUUCUUUUUAAAUCAUGCUUUCUGUUCAUGUUGUGCAUAUUUGAUUUAAAUCUAAAGUUUCAGACAGUGCACCUGCAAAAAUGGUCCAACAAAAAAUAAAAAUAAAAGCCAAGGCUGGACCAGGGAGGUAACGUCAACAUUCAUGUAAACCAUUUGAUAGCAAUGAUUGGGUCAGGGCCGCCUAAUCGGGAUACUGAUAGUCGGGAUUACUGCUUAAAUGAGAUACAACUCUGGUCUUUCUCUGUGCUACUUAUGUCAUUUCAUUGACAUGUCACUUAGUUUAAUUGGGAUACAAUAUUUUCAAAUGAUGAACGGAGAUCACUUUUCAGAGCAAGACAGGUUACAAUGAGUGCCGCGAGUGCGUACAUACGCUGUGACUUGCGUAAACCACGUUGAACUCUUGAAGAUGUGGUUUCUGAGGCUGGUGUUGCAAAGAAAGCUGGCGUGUCAACAUCCCAAGUACGAUUAAAUUUGUUUAGGAAUAAAAGUCGUAUUUUAAAUGAUGCAUUUAACAUUUAAUCACACUGUGAUGUGAUUUCAUUUUUUUUCUUCUUUUCAUUCAGAAUAAAGAAAAUGUGACUAUG